Molecule: messenger RNA, 3032 nt
Organism: Sinocyclocheilus rhinocerous
Lineage: Eukaryota; Metazoa; Chordata; Actinopteri; Cypriniformes; Cyprinidae
Product: collagen alpha-3(IX) chain-like
Exons: 32
Coding region: 86-2125 (679 amino acids)
Source: RefSeq, a predicted model, not a curated record
GAGUGAUGGUGACCGCCCCCUCCGCCGGACUCCUGCUCUUUAUCUGCAUUCAUACUGAGAGCGUCCAGCACAGGGCACAGGAGCCAUGGCCGUGUUCUCUGCGUUUCAUUUACUCUUCCUCUUCCAGCUGCUAAGCUCGGCUCUUGCUCAGCAAAGGCCGGGUCCUCAGGGUGCACCUGGAGUGCCAGGGCCGCCGGGACCCCCAGGGAAAGACGGCAUCGACGGUAAACCUGGCCCUGCUGGACUUCCUGGAAAGCCCGGGCCGAGAGCUAAAGCAGGUAAACCUGGGGCCGCAGGGAGCCUGGGACUGCCUGGCCUCCCCGGUGUGGAUGGUUUGACCGGUCCGGACGGUCCAGCUGGCAAGGACGGGCCGCCAGGAGCAGCAGGUGACCCAGGACCUCCCGGCCCGGACGGACCCCCUGGCAGAGGCAGACCAGGAGCGCUGGGUCUUGCUGGAGCUAAUGGACUUCCAGGUGGAGCAGGACCUAAGGGUCCGCCGGGGCCCGAGGGUCUUCCAGGACUCCCUGGUACUUCAGGCCCAGACGGACCUCCUGGACUCCCAGGAACUCUUCCUGAAGGCGGUGGAGAUCUGCUGUGUCCGGCCAUCUGUCCUCCAGGUCCUCCUGGACCGCCGGGAAUGCCAGGAUUCAAGGGUCACACGGGUCAUAAAGGGAGUAAGGGAGAGCUGGGGAAAGACGGAGAGAAUGGGGAUCAGGGGCCGCCGGGGCCGCCGGGAACCCCGGGGACAGUGGGCUUACAGGGCUCUCGAGGGCUGAGAGGACUGCAGGGGCCGGUGGGAGCAGUAGGAGACAGAGGAUUGCCGGGCUUCAGAGGAAAACCUGGCAUUGCUGGCAUCAUUGGAAAAACUGGUGAUGCUGGUGAGAAAGGACCGCAAGGUUUCAAAGGGCCAAAAGGAGAGAUAGGGAAAAUAGGCCCCAAGGGAGUCCCUGGAGGUGCAGGACCUAAAGGAGAGCCAGGCAUCCCGGGCAGGGACGGGAAGGAUGGCACUCAAGGGCUGGACGGUGAAAAGGGAGAUGCUGGCAGACCUGGAGUACCUGGUGAGAAAGGACCUAACGGCCUGCCUGGUUUGCCGGGAAAAGCUGGUGCAAAAGGUGCCAAAGGAGGAGUUGGUGGUCCAGGAGAGAUGGGAGAAGCAGGGCCGUCUGGAGAGCCAGGUAUACCUGGGGAGAUCGGCGUCCCGGGAGAGAGAGGAGAGGCUGGACCCAGAGGUGUGGCUGGCGGCGUUGGACUACCUGGAAACCCUGGACCACAAGGUGUUAAAGGAUUCCAGGGUGUUAAAGGGGCUUUAGGAGACCCAGGUCUGCCUGGUCCGACUGGAAUCAGAGGCGGCUUCGGUGAGCGGGGUCCAGUUGGAGCUGGAGGGCCUAAAGGAGACAUGGGAGUUGCUGGAAGUGAUGGUUUACCAGGGGAGAACGGGGAGCCGGGUCCUUAUGGUCCCGUCGGACAGAAAGGAGAGUCCGGUAAGCGUGGCGAGCUGGGAGCCAAAGGAGUUGUAGGACCACAGGGAGAGACCGGAGCCAGAGGCGCACCUGGAAAACCAGGACCGAUGGGAUUCCAAGGAGAGCAAGGUUUUCCAGGGGUCUCUGGAAAGACUGGUGUUCCUGGCAAACUGGCUAGUGAGCAGCACAUCAGAGAACUGUGUAGCUCGAUGAUCGAUGAUCAGAUGGCUCAGCUCGCUGCUAACCUGAGAAGGCCUCUGGCUCCUGGUGCCGUGGGACGGCCUGGACCAGCCGGGCCUCCAGGGAAGCAAGGAGAGGUUGGAUCCAUCGGUCACCCUGGAGCCCUUGGCCCGCCGGGUUACAGAGGACUGCCGGGAGAUCUGGGUGAUCCUGGUCCUCGAGGGGACAUGGGUGAGCCAGGUGACAAGGGGCCUGUAGGUAAAGCCAUCGAAGGGCCCGCUGGAGACCAGGGGGACCCGGGUCUGCCCGGCGUGCAUGGCAUCGUCAAAGACGGCCGUGACGGAGCGCCUGGAGAUCCAGGAGAGCCAGGAGAAGCAGGCAGAGCCGGCAGACCGGGUCACCAGGGAUCACCCGGCAUCUGUGACACUUCAGCGUGCCAAGGAGCCGCGGUUCACGGGAAGUCCUCCAACCCCAAGAACCAUUAACAGUAGAACCAGCAGGAAACGCAACUGAAGAGGUGUCAGAGCCCAACAAACACUGAGCAUCAGAGCGGAGCAGCUGUGAACCCCAACAUGUGUACAUACAGCAAAAGACUAAUGCAUCGCGCCGUGAAACUAGCUGAUGUGAACGCAAUAAUUCAGUCCUUGUAUUAGAAGUCUUCUUGUACAGCACCCUUUAAAAGUGUAAUGGAGUACACCUUUGAGCCUCAAAACCUGACCUCGACAACAGCAAAGACAAACAACACUGGAGGCUUGUUUGAGGCAUCAAGAAAUGAAACCAAAUAUUGGAUGUAUUGCUGCAAAUUGAUUUUCUUUGCCAUUUUAUUCUUACGUUUACAUUUAGUUUCUAAAUGUUUAACAUUGAAAGUCACUGUUUGAGGAACAAACUUCAAGCAUCAAUGCUUCAGACACACUUACUGUAAAAUAUGUCGUUGGCCAUCUGUGGGCUUUAUCAACUUUUAUCCACUAGAUAAUGGUGCUGUAAAACUAUUAAAUAUGACUUUAAAUACUAUUUAUUAUUUCUGAGUUACUGUUGUGUGUACAGUGAGUUUCUACAGCAUGGUAUUGUAAGAAAAACUGAAUAAAGCCACUUUUCAGUAAAGUAUUUCUCUGAACGUUCAUUAGUACACUAAUAAUAAAUACAUUAAAUGUAAAAUAACAUAUAUUGAGACAACAAACGGUCAUGCCUUUCAAACCAACAAGGCAUAAAAACACAAACAAAAAUACACAGCACAACUUCUCUAAAUGUGUGAACUAUAUUACAGUAGGGUUUGCUCUGCAGACGUGACGGUGUGAAAUAAAAUGAACAGUGGGUUGAGCCUCGGUCUACACUCGAGCUGGUCUAAGACAACAAACGCUCAGGGUCUUCUGGGCACGGGCUAGUGGAAGAGAG